GGGUCGGAAGUCGGGGCUCCCCGCGAAGCCGGCAGCCUCGCGGGUCCACCGCUGAGGGUCAGGGAGCCAGGAUUCCGGGGUGCCCGUAUUCCAGGAGUGAGAUGAACGUCCAGGGUGCGACGGGUCCACCAUGGUCCCCGGAUCCUCCCUGGCUUGUCGUCGCCUUUUGAGGUCCACACAGAGAGGGCAACCCUGGGGACGCGACUAGAACAGGUGUCUGACCCUGGACAUCUAGAGCCCAGGCUGAGAAGAGGACAGCGGAGCUUGCAGGCGCCCGCAGGGGCAUAGCGGGCCCCACUGCUGUGGCCACGCCCAUCAAAGACCCCGCCUCCAUGCCCCUCCCGUCCCGCCCCCUCCCUGCCGCGGUGGGAGACCCGGGGGCCUCCUCAGCCACCCAGUCCCGCCAUGAGCAUUGCCUCGCUCCUACCUCUGCUGUUUCUGCUGGGACCACGGCUCCAGGCUGAGGGUGUCACAGAGCCAACGCUGCCCACUGUGGUCCUUGCUAUCCUGGCCCGCAAUGCCGAGCACUCUCUGCCCCACUACCUGGGCGCACUGGAGCACCUGGACUACCCCCGGGCCAGGCUGGCCCUCUGGUGUGCCACAGAUCACAACGUGGACAACACCACUGCGAUGCUGCUGGAGUGGCUGGCUGCUGUGGGCCGCGACUAUGCGGCUGUCGUCUGGAAGCCUGAGGAGGAGGCCAGGCUCUACCCAGAUGAACAGAGCCCCAAGCACUGGACCAGAGAAAGACAUCAGUUUGUGAUGGAGCUGAAGCAGGAAGCCCUGACCUUUGCCAGGGCCUGGGGAGCUGACUACAUCCUGUUCGCAGACACAGACAACAUUCUCACCAACAACCAGACUCUGCGGCUUCUCACAGCGCGGCAGUUGCCGGUGGUGGCCCCAAUGCUGGACUCCCAGACGUAUUACUCCAACUUCUGGUGCGGGAUCACGCCCCAGGGCUACUAUCGCCGCACAGCUGAAUACUUCCCUACCAAGAACCGCCAGCGCCAGGGCUGCUUCCGGGUCCCUAUGGUCCACUCUACCUUCCUGGUGUCCUUGAAGACUGAGGAAACAGCCCAGCUGGCCUUCUACCCACCUCAUCCUAACUACACUUGGCCUUUUGAUGACAUCAUUGUCUUCGCCUAUGCCUGCCAGGCUGCUGGGGUCUCAGUGCACGUGUGCAAUGACCAUCGCUACGGGUACAUGAACGUGGCAGUGAAGCCCCAUGAGGGGCUGGAGGAAGAGAAGACCAACUUCAUCCAUCUGAUUCUGGAAGCACUGGUGGAUGGACCCCCUAUGCUGGCCUCAGCUCAUGUGUCUCGGCCCCCAAAGAAGCCCAACAAGAUGGGAUUUGAUGAAGUCUUUGUCAUCAGCCUGGCCCGCAGACCCCAGCGCCGGGCUCGGAUGCUGACCUCUCUCUGGGAGAUGGAGAUCUCUGCUCAGGUAGUAGAUGCUGUGGAUGGCAGGACACUCAACAGCAGCAUCCUUAAGCACCUGGGUGUGGACCUGCUCCCUGGCUACCAGGACCCUUACUCGGGCCGCACGCUGACCAAGGGUGAGGUGGGCUGCUUCCUCAGCCACUACUCGAUCUGGGAAGAGGUGGUUGUCAGGGGCCUGGCCAGGGUUGUGGUGUUUGAGGAUGACGUCCGCUUUGAGGACAACUUCCGGAGGCGGCUGGAACGGCUGAUGGAGGAUGUGGUGACUCAGAAGCUUUUGUGGGAUCUGAUCUACCUUGGCCGGAAACAGGUGAACCCUGAGGAGGAGGUGGCCGUGGAGGGUCUGCCGGGUCUGGUGGUGGCUGGGUACUCCUACUGGACACUAGCAUACACCUUGAGCCUGGCAGGAGCUCGCAAACUGUUAGCCUCCCGGCCUCUGCAACGCAUGCUGCCUGUGGAUGAGUUCCUGCCCAUCAUGUUUGAUCAACACCCAAAUGACCAGUACAAGGCAUACUUCUGGCCUCGGGACCUCCAAGCCUUCUCAGCCCGGCCUCUGCUUGCCUCCCCCACCCACUAUGCGGGAGAUGCUGAGUGGCUCAGUGACACAGAGACAUCUUCCCCCUGGGAUGAUGACAGUGGCCGCCUCAUUAGCUGGACUGGCUCUCAGAAGACUCUUCGCGACUCCCACCUGCACCUGGCUGGCAGCAGUGGAUAUAGCCUCCAUCCUCACCCCAGGGAUGAGCUCUAGCCUCUAGCUGACGAGGUCCGAGUGGAACUCCAAAGGAGCAACAAGAACAGAAAGGAAAGUCUCAGCAGAAGCCUGGCUGUUCUCUUGGGCUCCACCAUCCUUCCACCUCUGGAGCCCUCCCAGGUUGGGAGAGCUACUCUGAGAUAGUCCAUUCCCUGAAUGUCACAACGAGAAGACAAGACUCAGACUCUUGAUUCCACACGCAGAUUUGGAGCCCAGUGGGCUCAGGAACAAGGGAGGCCCCAGCCUUCGGGUUUCAAGCUGGCCAUACCGUAGAAUCCUGACUCCUGCCCUCUCUGAGGACUCAGCUGCUGGAGCCACCUUGCUUCCAUCUACCUCCACCUCAGCCCCGUCCCUGGCUUCACAUCUGGGGCUCACAAGCACCCUUCUUCCUGGCUGGCAGAAAGUGCGGGAAGGCAGGAGGCACACCUGGUGCCUGGCACACAGUAGGCCUUCAAUAAAAGUCCUCUGCAUUGGCACUUUUUUUUUUUUCGAGACAGGGUUUCUCUGUGGUUUUGGAGCCUGUCCUGGAACUAGCUCUUGUAGACCAGGCUGGUCUUGAACUCACAGAGAUCCGCCUGCCUCUGCCUCCCAAGUGCUGGGAUUAAAGGCGUGCGCCACCACCGCCUGGCCUGCAUUGGCACUUUAUACUUCACUAGCAGCUGAACCUCUCUGCAUCUCACCAGGCCCAGGCAGGAGACCCCCUGAGUUAGGGACAGAGAGAGAGGGCAGAGGAAGAGUGCUCAAAUUAGUUGGCAGGUGCUUGCUUCCUGGCUGGGCGUCCAUGUCGCCUUUGGUAGGUGGAGGUAUAGCUUCUGAGCAGAAUGGGCACUCGUGGCACCCUCAGCCUUUGCUCAUCAGCUUGGGCCCAGUCAAGGUCCAGCCAGAGGUCACCCCCACUCCUCCCUUUUGGAUUUCUGCUCUGUGACUCCAAUCCUUGUGUCCAUAAGAUGCCUAGUGAUGGAGGUGGGUCUUGUAUUAAUCUGUUGCUUUCAUUGGUUAAUUAAUAAAGAAACUGCCUAGGCCCAUUUGAUAGGCCAACCCUUAGGUGGGUGGAGUAGACAGAACAGAAUGAUGGGAGAAAGAAGCCCAGUCAGUGAGUCACCAUGAUUCUCCCACUCCAGACUGACGCAGGUUAAGAUCUUUCCUGGUAAGCCAGCUCGUGGUGCUACACAGAAUAUUAGAAAUGGGUUAGAUCAAUAUGUAAGAGCUAGCUAAUAAGAGGCUGAAGCUAAUGGGCCAA
This is a messenger RNA of Chionomys nivalis (European snow vole), 3427 nucleotides long. RefSeq names its product cerebral endothelial cell adhesion molecule (gene Cercam). Lineage: Eukaryota; Metazoa; Chordata; Mammalia; Rodentia; Cricetidae. The coding region runs from base 406 to 2184 and encodes 592 amino acids. The record is from RefSeq and is a predicted model, not a curated record. The transcript has 13 exons.